AAAUCGACGUCAAAAAAAAUUUCAACAAACUUUCAAAUAUAAUGACAAUAAAGCGUGGCUUACAUUGACAUUUUUUUUAAGACAUAAAUUUGUCCAAACUUCCGUAUCAGCCACUGUAUUAAGUUUUGAAAUCUACUAUAAACAAAUCUUGACUAUAAACACUAAAAAUCAAUUUUUACAUAAAAUUUUGCAACACAAGUUAUGAAAAUUUGGUGAAUUAGGAAUUCGGGAAAACGGGAUAACCAUAACCAAAAAAUUCACCGGUUGAGAAAUCACAAAUUAAAUUUAUUCUUGAAUAAAAUGGAUAACUUCCAAAACUGCACAAAGGAGGAAUUAAUUGCAGAGGUAAAGGCCCUGAGGGCCCAUAACAAACAAUUGCAAAAUAUCAUCCAAAAGGGCACAUCUACUAAACCAGAUCAGCCGAAAUGCAAUAAGAAACCAUUCGAUUUCCAAAAUUGUAAAUUCCACCACGUUUUGUUGAAAUUCUUGUAUCUGGGUUGGGACUACCAAGGGUAUGUCACUCAGGAAGACACCGUGAAUACCAUAGAACACCAUGUGUUUAAUGCCCUUACGAAAACCUGUUUGAUAGAAAACCGUUUCAGUGCCAACUACCAUCGUUGUGGGCGCACUGAUAAGGGCGUUAGUUCUUUUUCGCAGGUCAUAUCUCUAGAUCUACGGUCCAACGGUUCUGAUCUGAAAAACGAAAUCAACUACUGUAAAAUUCUAAAUAGUGUUUUGCCUGAAAAUAUCCAGUUUGUAGCUUGGUCUCCUGCUAAAAGCGGAUUCAGUGCGCGUUUUGAUUGUAAAAAUCGCACUUACAAAUACUUUUUCCCCAAAUCGAACUUGAACAUUGAAGCGAUGAAGACAGCAGCGAAUUAUUUAUUAGGAACGCAUGAUUUUAGGAAUUUUUGUAAAAUGGAUGUGAAUAAUGGCGUUGUGGAAUUCAAUAGAACCAUCCUGACGGUUGAUAUUAGUUUAUUUCAGGAUGAUGGACGAUAUUCGAUUCAUGUUUUGACUAUUAAAGGGAACGCUUUCUUGUGGCAUCAGAUUCGUUGUAUUGUCGGGAUUUUGGUAUUAGUAGGUCAAGGUAAAGAAAAACCGGAAGUUGUUGUGGAACUUUUAGACGUGACAAGAAAUCCGAGAAAACCAGAUUAUCAUAUGGCCAGUGAAGUUCCCCUCAACUUGUACGACUGUCAUUAUGAUGACAUAAAUUGGAUUUAUGACAAAGAAGCACUAAACAUUGUAAAAACAAAGUUAUAUAAAAUUUGGAUGUUCUCGUCCAUAAAAACCGCAAUGAUGAAGAGUAUGUUGUUGGAUUUGGAGAAAGAAACGGGUGAAAUGCAUUGUUCUAGCGAUUUUCUUAUACAAGGCGUAAAAUGUAAAAACUAUAUUCCAGUAAUGAAAAGACAGUUGUGUGAGAGUCUAGAGGAUAAAAUUGAACAUUCCUUAAAGCGACGCAAAAGAAAACAAAACCCAAGUUAACUAUACAAGAAUAUAUUCAUAAAUACAUAAACAAACCGUUAUCUGAAUUGUGAUUUUAUAACUAAUAAACAAAACGCAGUCCAAAUACCUAA
Messenger RNA from Tribolium madens (black flour beetle), 1574 nucleotides. RefSeq names its product tRNA pseudouridine(38/39) synthase. The transcript is spliced from 8 exons. Gene Ontology annotation, biological process: mRNA pseudouridine synthesis; tRNA pseudouridine synthesis. Bases 301 to 1482 code for a protein of 393 amino acids. NCBI's taxonomy places the organism in Eukaryota, Metazoa, Arthropoda, Insecta, Coleoptera, Tenebrionidae. Gene Ontology annotation, molecular function: pseudouridine synthase activity; RNA binding. The record is from RefSeq and is a predicted model, not a curated record. Gene Ontology annotation, cellular component: cytoplasm; nucleus.